AUGUCCGAAAACUACAUCGACCAGGCCCCGUUUCUGUCGGACAGAUUCGACGUGCACGCGUACGCGAACGCGGUACUCGCGGGUCAAGCCUACCGGCCGGAUGAUGAGCCCGUGCAGAAUGGGGAGGCAUCCACAGUCAAGGCCGGUACGGCGAGUACUGGAAGCGGUAAGGGAGAUAUAGGCAUGGAGCUGGCCAAGCUCAAUCAUGGCAUUGAGGACGUCACGAAGCACCUCAGACAAGAGAUUUCUACCUCUUACCCUCUCCUUCUAGCGCAUCUCACCGCAUCACUAGCGCUCUCAUCACAUAUCCAGCCUAUCCGAACAUCUCUCACAUCCCUUUCCUCCUCCCUCGACCGCCUAAACACAAAGAUCCAUACUCCGUACGAAACGCUUUCACUCCUCGUUCAGCGCCAAAAGCUCGUUGCGCAAGCGUCGGACCUCACUCGUCGCGCAGCCCGCUUUGUGCUCGUCGCAAAGCGGAUGGAGGGGCAGAUGGAGCGUAUGAAUGCGGCCACGGCGGAUAAGAUUGGGGAAGGGGAGAAGGAGCGGGCGUUAGCCAAGGCGGCACUGUCGGUUGCGGAGCUGGACAGCCUGCUGCAUCCGCCUCCAGCGGAAGAAGCGGGAGGGAUGGCGCACGGUCUCGAGCCGAUCCCGCUCGGACAGCUCGACUUUGUCAAGGCGUUCGCCCCCAAAGUGGACGCUGCGAGGGAUACAAUCAUCCAGGAGAUGGAGGGGAUGGUCAUCAAUGGUCUAUCGGACCUGAAUCAACCUCUUCUUUCGUCGUCGUUGCAAACUGCGCAUAAUCUUCGGCUUCUACCGGACCUGGUAUCAAAUUUGUUGGCGGACCUGAACGACGCGGUGACGCUGCGGAUAACGAGGGCGUUUGAUUCGGCAGCAAUAGGGAAAGAGCGGGUCAUCGAGGACGUCGCCAAUUGCUGUAUCAAGGUGUAUACUCUCGAGAAGGUGCUCAAGCUCAAAAAGGAUGCCGAGACGCAUGUUGAGUUCUUGGAGGUGGUGAUGAAGACCUUGGAUGAGAGGCCGAGCUUUACAUUCUGGACGACACUAGCCAAGGCGCUGGAGACCCAGACGAAGGAUGUCGCGAAAACUUCUGCAUGGCUUCAACAAGCUUUGUCAACAGGCUACCCCCGCCUGCUCCGUAUAUUCCACGACUUCUUCUCCAAGAUAGCCAUGCACACCGAGACCGUCUAUACGCGAGAUCAACAGUCACCGGAAGCGGUCCUCGUCCUGCGGUCGAUUUCCACCUUCGAAACACUCUACCUCUCGAAAUCGACCACGCGGAUGAACGAGACUGUCUCGGGCGCUCUGGCCUCUUACCUCUCCGCAAGGGGUAGUCCUCCUGGACCCGGAGCUGGUGUGACGGUCGCUCGGACGAUUACGAACGAGUUAGACUCGGCAAGAUUUGACCCGCUAUUGGUUAGAACAGUAGCGCGGAAUGCGGUCAAGGUGUUGGAAGGGAUGAUUGCGAAGGUGGACGGCAUGCUGGUGAACGAUUAUACGGCUGUAUCGCUGAUCGGUCCCAAUGCUACUCCCGCGCAGGUCAUCAACUGCCAACUCGUCGGCUUCCUGUAUCACUGCUGGUACAAUCUGCUAUUCAUCGAGACGGAAUUUCCAGCCAAAGUAUGGGAGAUUAUGUCACCAACGAUAUCUUCGAUCAAAGCGACAUACACCAAAAUCACCGACGCGCUAGACACAGCCCUCAAGCGCGAAUUCGCCAGUAUCUCCAGUCGAAUACACAAGGUCGACUUUGGCAAGCCAAUGGACCCCAUGUCGAUGGGAAGCGGCGGGGGCAGCCCGUACAUGCAGGACCUUAUCGACAAGCUCAGCUUUGUCAAGAUGGAGUUGUUGGGCAAGAUGUCGAUGGGAGAGGCGAUGCGCGCGUGGGUCCUUGCGCUCGCGGGAUACAUUAUCCGGACGUUUCUGCUUCAUGCGUCUAUCGCUCGGCCACUAGGCGAAAGCGGUAAGCUGAAGCUCACGACGGAUAUGACGGAACUGGAGGUGGGGCUGUCGAGUCUGUUGACGACGGGCCAGGUGCAGGGUCAAAGAGGCGGUAUGAAGCUGGAAAGAAUAGGCGAUGAUUACCUCGCACUGAGAGCAUUCAGGCAAAUCCUCUUCUCCCCGGUAUCGUCCCUCACCAAUGCGGUCGAGACAGUCCACCUUCCUCCGCUUAUCACAUUACACCACAUCAUCGUCCUCUCGCCUCUCCGACUGCCUCAUGAGCUUCAUGGAUGGACAGAGCAAGAGUACUUUCUUUGGGUUCAAAAGCACGCGGAUGAGAAGGAACAGUGGGAUUUGCUGGAAAAGGCGGUGGAUGACCAGAUUGACGGGACGAGUUCUGGGAAGGUGAAGGGCAAGGAGCCGGAAGAGGGUGAUGAGGAAGAAAAGAAGUUUGUGCGGAUCGUAAAGGAGGUGUUGGAGCAUGCUAGACAUAGAGAUGAGUAG
This is a messenger RNA of Dioszegia hungarica, 2460 nucleotides long. RefSeq names its product Golgi transport complex subunit 5-domain-containing protein. Gene Ontology annotation, biological process: intra-Golgi vesicle-mediated transport. Gene Ontology annotation, cellular component: COG complex. NCBI's taxonomy places the organism in Eukaryota, Fungi, Basidiomycota, Tremellomycetes, Tremellales, Bulleribasidiaceae. The record is from RefSeq and is a predicted model, not a curated record. Bases 1 to 2460 code for a protein of 819 amino acids. The transcript has 9 exons.